UCUAGCUCCUAUCAAACCACUCCCACUGCUCCCUAGCUAAUUACUAUUCAUUCGCCAAAUGGAGUCCCUAAAAAUAUUUUCAUUGCUCUUACUAACAAUAACUAGCUCGUUUGUUGCAUUGUCGGCCGCAAGCGGUUGGUCGCCACCUCCACCUUCGGUGCCCUCGGCUGGUUACACUUGUGACAAGCACCCGGGAGUUUGUACUGUGGCGACACCAAGCUGCUGCAAGAAGACGAAGACGUGCGUGAACUUGAACACGGACAACUUGAACUGCGGAAAGUGUGGGAAGCAGUGCGCGUCCGGGAAGCAGUGUUGCAAAGGCAAAUGUGUUAACAUCCAAAAGAAUCGAUCCAACUGCGGGGCGUGUGGGUACACGUGCUUAAACACUGAUCAUUGUUGCAGCGGGAUAUGCGUUAAUCUGAAGACGAACAUUUUGAAUUGCGGGGUGUGUGGGAAUAAGUGCGGGCUCAAUUUGAACUGUUGUAAUGGGAAGAUUGUGAAUUUGCUGACCAAUGAGAAGCACUGCGGUGGGUGUCAAAACAAGUGCACUAAAGGCGAUCCCUGCUCGAAUGGGAUGUGCGGGUAUGCAUGAUCAGUCGUUGAUACGGUGAUGGAGAAUGUUGUAAUAUUUGUAUUUGAAAGUUUUUAUAUGAUUUUUGUACUUACCGUUGUCUUGCUAUAUAUAGUUGGCACAGCCAUAUAUGUAUAUUUGAAAGCAUGACUUUGUGAAAUUACAUUUGAAUUACUAAUAUAUAUGCGAGAAUAAAAAUUGGCACU
Molecule: messenger RNA, 777 nt
Organism: Rhododendron vialii
Lineage: Eukaryota; Viridiplantae; Streptophyta; Magnoliopsida; Ericales; Ericaceae
Product: protein STIG1-like
Exons: 1
Coding region: 59-592 (177 amino acids)
Source: RefSeq, a predicted model, not a curated record